Molecule: messenger RNA, 3168 nt
Organism: Meleagris gallopavo (turkey)
Lineage: Eukaryota; Metazoa; Chordata; Aves; Galliformes; Phasianidae
Source: RefSeq, a predicted model, not a curated record
AAGGCAUGGGGGAUGGGAGGAGCGUGCCCGUGAUGGGCAUAGGGUGAGGAGAGCCUGAGCCAGAGCUGCCGGGGGCUGGAGGCGGUGGUGCCUUGUGUGCGGUUCCCUAAAAUUCAGCUUGCGAAGGGGUCGGUGCCCAUAAGGGAAGAUCUAGGGGAUGGCUGCUGCGGGGAGCAUCGGACCCGAGGGGAUGCGGGGCUGGGGCCGGGACGUGGAUGUGCUGGGGGCCACGGCUGGCACGGCCACGUCCUCGCACUGCGGCUGCCGGCUGCAGUGGGGCUUUCCACCCAACGGAUGAGAGCCGGCGCCAGCAGCCGCUCCGCAGCGACGGGAGCCCCAGGACAAAGCCUCUACUUCGGCAUUUCUCCUGCCGAGCUAUUAAUAAUUAAGCCACUCAUUUAAGGCAAAGUCAAUAGAGUAACUGGGCUGGGAACUGUUUGCAAGGAACACCCCGCCAGAGGCGGCCUGGGUGGAGCUCAGCAUCCCCUUGGCAUCCCUGCCAGCGGGGCCGGGUGCCGGCAGCCAUGGGGAUGCUGCGGGCGGCUCGGCCGUGUUCUCGCCAUCAUUCCUGCCGCUCGGAAAGCCCAGGGAGCAGCACUCGGCUCGGAAGAGGUCGGUGAGGGCGAGCCGUGCCCGGCGUCUGGUUACGCUUCCCAUCCAUUAUUCAUCGAGAUGGAAAUCUCAGCUGCGGCGUGGCUCGCUGCCCUCCGCCGGGACAGGGCAGGAGAGAUGCAGGGGGAGGACGGAGCCAAGCGCUGCGGGGAGGCUUCGUGCACAGCGGGGCGAGACGACGCCGGGGGCCCGGUGACCACGAUGCUGCAUCAACAUGGGAAGCCCUGGAGGUCCAUGUGCAAGGGGCUCAUCCUGGGGACCCUCCUGACCAGCUUCAUGCUGCUGCUCUACUCCUACGCUGUGCCCCCGCUGCAAGUCAGCAUGACAGAGAUCCCCGUCCCCUCCUGCUCCUCCUCCCAGCUGCAAGCCAAGGGGCCAGCGAUAGCCAACGGCACGCUCAGCGCUUCGGGAGCCAACUGCCGGCCCAAGCUGGACAUCAUGUUCAUGAAAACCCACAAGACAGCCAGCAGCACCAUCCUCAACAUCCUCUUCCGCUUCGGGGAGAAGCACCGCCUCAAAUUCGCCUUCCCCAACGGCCGCAAUGACUUCUACUACCCGUCCUUCUUCGAGCGGAGCCAGGUGCAGCACUACCGCCCUGGAAUGUGCUUCAACAUCAUCUGCAACCACAUGCGCUUCCACUACGAGGAGGUGCGCAAGCUCCUGCCGGCGGACACCACCUUCGUGACGGUGCUGAGGGACCCUGCCUACCUCUUCGAGUCCUCCUUCCACUACUUCGGGCGCGUCAUCCCCCUCACCUGGAAGCUGCCGGGGGAGGACAAGCUGGCCGAGUUCUUGCGGGACCCCUGGCAUUACUACGACCCGAAUGGGUUCAACGCUCACUACCUCCAAAAUCUUCUCUUCUUCGAUUUGGGCUACGACAACAACAUGAACGCCGACAGCCCACUGGUGGAGCAGCGCAUCCGGGAGAUAGAGCAGCGCUUCCACCUGGUCAUGCUGCUGGAGUACUUCGACGAGUCCCUGGUGCUGCUGAAGGAGCUGCUGUGCUGGCAGCUGGAGGAUAUCCUCUACUUCAAGCUCAACGCUCGCAAGGGUUCCACCGUCUCCCGGCUGACGCCUGAGCUCUACGACAAGGCGACUGCUUGGAACCUCAUUGAUGCCAAGCUCUACCGAUAUUUCAAUGCCACCUUCUGGCGGAAAGUGGAGGCCUACGGGAGGGAGCGGAUGGCCAAGGAUGUGGCUGAGCUGCAGCGGGAGAAUGAGAAGAUGAAGAGCAUCUGCAUUGACGGGGGGCACGCCGUGGACGCCAGCGCCAUCCAGGAGUCCUCCAUGCAGCCCUGGCAGCCGCUGGGGGAGAAAUCCAUCCUGGGUUACAACUUGAAGAAGAAGAUCAACAAGAAGCACCAGAAGCUGUGCCGCAAGAUGCUGACGCCUGAGAUCCAGUACCUGACGGACCUCGGGGUCAACCUGUGGAUCACCAAGCUAUGGAGCCGCGUGCGGGACUUCCUCAAGUGGUAGGAGCAGCAGGUGCCCUGCAGGAGAGCUGGCGGCUCACGUCUUCCUUCCUUCAUGUGUCUUUGGUUUAGACACGAGCAGAACACCAUGGUGGGUCCCCAGCCAACCCCGGGCACCCAAGAGUGGCGGAGGCGAUGUGGGGACCCAGUUUGGAGGACGCAGGCUGUAUGGGUUGCUUGAGGGUUUGAGGUUUUUCCCAACAGGAUCCACUUCUUCCUUCCAUGUGGAAAUGCCAGAGGUGGUAUGCAAAGGGCAGGGCCCCAUCGUGCCCCUGUUGCUGCAACAGACCUCCACCACCACGUCCCUGGAAGUGCACAGCGGGUCAGACAGCAGUGGGACCCAUGGAGCACGGGGCCAGGGACCUGCGGGGAUUUUGGAGCUCACACUGAUUCACACCCAAAGGGCUGCUCUCACCACUCCCUAUCCUUCCAUCCCAGAUUUUGGGCUCCCUGUCUGAGCCCAUCAUGCCAACCAUGCUGCUUGGGCUUCCCAAGCCCAUGGGUCCUCAGUGAACCUGUGGCUGUUGGUCCCCCAGCAAGCCCCGGCAGGUUUCUAAGCAUUAUGCAUGCUUGAGUUUCGAGAGCAUCAAAACCACCCCAAAGCCUGUGCCAGCAGUGGUCCCCAGCAGCACCCGUGGCAGCAGAUCCCCCCAGCAUGCUGUUUUCCCAGUUAGAGGACCCCGUGGUGCUGAUCCCUCCUGGGGACACUCUGGUAGGACCACGAGGUCUGGUGAGAACUGGUGUGGGGAGCAAGCGUGGAGCCCACAGUGCCAGCACCUGGGGUGAGUGACACACAGGGACAAGGCAGGAGCAGACUGGGUGCAGCGUGGCGACAGACUGGGCAGAGCUGGUGGUGAGGACAGCCCCAAUGGGAACCACCGCAUCACAGGGAGCCCUCGGGUGUUCAGGCCGGGCUGGAUGACAAUGGCAUGGGGCAAAGCCAAGAGUGGCCCAGGUCGUGGCACUGUGUGGGGUGACAGCAGGUUGUCACCUGCCUGGGGCAGCAGCGGGGAGCCCAGCUCUGCUACCCUCUGUGUGUUCAUGUUCUGCUCUGUUUGUGAAGGCAAGCAAUAAAACGAUGACA